AUGCAGUUCAAGCAGUUCGUCAUCCUCGCCACUGCCUUUGCGCCCAUGGCGGCCCUGCUCGCUGGCACGGUGCCCGUGGACGUCAAACGCCGUGACACCCCAUCAGGAAAAUACUCCCCUGGGAAUUAUCCUCAAUUGUCCAAGAUUCCUAGUAACGGACAGAACACACACGAAUAUGAAGGUAUUCAUAGCUAUUACAGAUAG
Messenger RNA from Rhodofomes roseus, 204 nucleotides. RefSeq lists its product as uncharacterized. NCBI's taxonomy places the organism in Eukaryota, Fungi, Basidiomycota, Agaricomycetes, Polyporales, Fomitopsidaceae. The transcript has 2 exons. The record is from RefSeq and is a predicted model, not a curated record. Bases 1 to 204 code for a protein of 67 amino acids.